GCGUCUGUUGACAGGGGCAGGACUCUGGAAAAUAUGGUGGGAGUUGCAGAAUUUUAAGGGGGUAACAACAACGGGACAUAAGUGAUGCAGGGACCUAUAAGCAGUGGUUUAAGUCUAGACAAAACCUGCUGGAGUUGUUGAUGAUGCUGUUUUGCCGUAUUGCUAGCGAGACUGAUGACAGUUGACAGCCUCGCGAAAGUUCAAGUGCGAUCAAGUGCCAGGGAUUUCAGAGCCGUGCAGGCUGCUGCAGGGAUGGAUGGCGAUGCGCACAGCCGGCCUCCUGACCGAAGGAGAUCAUCGAAAAGCAAAGCACCACCUCCUCCUCCUGUCCUGAAAGGCCUGGAUGCUCCACUGCUGAGCCACAAGCUCCCAGCGUACCCUCACCCUGCCAUGGAGCAGAAGGAGAACCUGCUGGAGCAGGACCUGACUCUCACCGUGGUCCUUCCUGAAGGGGUGGAGAAGACCACAGUCGUCCAUGGCAGCAAGCCCAUGAUGGACCUGCUGGUCAUGCUUUGUGCGAAGUACCACCUGAACCCGUCUGGCCACACCAUAGAGCUCAUCACCACCAACAGAAACCAUGUGAAGUUCAAACCCAGCGCCCUCAUCGGAGCACUAGAGGCUGAGAAGAUCCUGCUGAAACCGAAAGGCAUGCAGGACAAAAGCAAAAAGAGAGGACCACAGAUGCCUGAGGCAACCGUACGAUUAGUAAUCAACUACAAGAAAACCCAGAAAACCAUUCUCAGGGUAAGUCCUCGGGUUCCUCUACGAGAACUGCUUCCGGCGAUCUGCGAGAAAUGUGAGUUCGACCCGCAGACCACGGAUUUAUUACCAAACGUCCACUCAGAAGACACUUUGGACCUGAGCGGCUCCCUCAAUGAUUUUGGCCUGAGGGAAGUGUAUGCGAGAGACACCAAAGUUAUUAGCCCUGUAAGUCCUGGAAGUCCUAUUAGUCCAGUAAGUCUGCCUCCAUCUCCAACUCACUCAGAAAUAUUUCAUCAUGGGAAAGAGAAAAUCCAGAAGGAGAAAGAAAAGAGGCGAUUCAGCUUAUUUCGGAAAGGAAGUAAGAAGCAAUCCGAACAGUCUAUGACCGUGAGCGCACCGGCAUCUCCAGUGCACAGGAAGCAGAGGUCGGUCAGCAUGAGUUCCUUCAGCGCGCAUUCGCCCAUUACAUAUGAUUCCAACACCAUGCCCUCCGACAUGCCAAAGAAAAGACGAGCCCCGUUGCCGCCGAACAUGAUGUCACAGAGCAUGCCUACUGACCUCGGUCAUCAAACCGCUGUGCAUCCCGAUGGCAACCAGAAUAUGGCCCCUUUGAGCCGGGGAUCCUCGACAGAGUCGUCCUUCAAGAAGUCCACCAAGCGGAAGGCCCCUCCGCCCCCCACCUCGAGCAGCGCAGCCCCUCCUGAUGAAACCACACAGGACAGAGGCAUGACAGAAGUGGCGUUGGCGUCUCCUCUGGAGGAGAUCAGGGAACAGGAGGAGAUGAAUGUGAGCGCAGAAGGUCAGGUGGCCGCUGUGGAGGAGGAGGAGGACGACGACAGCAGCCUCAACCUGUCUGCUGACAUCUCUCUGGACUCGGGCCGGGCUGGGACGGCAACUCCCUCUCAGGAUUCAGAGAUUCUGGAAAGUAGGAUGGCCAGAGACAAUCCAUCAUGUGACCAGUCCACAGAUGCGGCGUAUUUCUAUUUCGGCACAGUUGCUGUUAACGGCCAUCAGAACGUCUUUGCGCAAACUAGUCCUUGUACUUCACCUCUAGCUGCCAUUUCAUCCCCUGUAGAAGGAACUGAAUGCAAGAAAGUUCCACCGGCAACAAGACCCAAACCAGCUUCUUUCCGCCAGCCGCAGCACAAACGAACACCCGGGGAUUACGUAACCUCCGCGGCCGUUCGCAGAGCAAGUGUGGGCAGUAAUAGCAGCAGUUGUUGUAGCAGUCCUGUGACCCGGCCCAAAGAAACCGCAAAAAGCCCGCAAUCAGAUGUGUUUCCUGCACUGGACAACUUACCACCUCCACCGCCACCGGUGCAAUGGGAAGCAAGAGCCAGUGAUGCACCUCGAACUGCAGAGGUGGAUGUACCUCCACCCGAAGCUCCCAAAUUUCCACCGUCAUCUGUAGUGUCCCGCCAGAAGAGUCUUCCCACAAACCCCACGCCUUCACUGAGUCUAGAGAAGCUGAGAAGCUUCGCCGCUCCCAAACCGUACUCGCCCUCUUCGCCCUCUCGUUUCGCUCAGGCUGUGUCUUCUGCAGUGAAGAGGUCCCAGUUGCUUUCCCAUCAACCCCUGGGGCAGUUACCACGCACACAUCUUCUCACAAAACAGAGGUCCAUUACAGAGUCUCCUGAGCCACCAGCCAGCACUGUGACAGACAAUGGAGAAGGACGCACAGAGAGAUCCGGAGAGGCCCCAUGGCAAACAGCAGGCCACGGCGGCCCAGCGCCGAGCUCCACUCGAGACGGAGGCAUGGGAACAUGUAAGAUUGGAAAUACUCAACCGUCACCAGGGUCUGAAGCAUCUUUAGCGCCGUCUGCCACACUGAAGGGAAUGUCUGAAGUCUUUCAUUCAGUGGAAGAAUGAAAUGUGCCUCCAUUGAUGGAAUUCCAGCGUCACUCGUUCUCAAACAUUCCGCAGGUCAAGAGAAGAUCUUCCAUCUCUAUUUUUUUUCUAACACUAGGUUACUCACAAAUCAAAAGACUUUCAGACUUUUUUUUUUUUUUUAUCUGGAUCUGGUCAGAACUGUGCAGAGCGCAGUCUUCCACUUCUACCAAUUACAGUGUACUUAUCAUUCACUUUUCUCUUUUUUUUUUUGGCUUUUUUUCCUAACACAGCAGUUUUUAAUUAGCAACAA
Molecule: messenger RNA, 2842 nt
Organism: Sinocyclocheilus rhinocerous
Lineage: Eukaryota; Metazoa; Chordata; Actinopteri; Cypriniformes; Cyprinidae
Product: cordon-bleu protein-like 1
Exons: 13
Coding region: 175-2571 (798 amino acids)
Molecular function (GO): actin monomer binding
Source: RefSeq, a predicted model, not a curated record